CUCCCCAAAUUUCUAGUAACCUUCAAAUGUUGAGAACGUCGCUCAAAUAUUCUGUCAUUUCUUUGAACCUACCGUGUUAUAACUCGAAACGUUCACCCAGUGAUUUAACCACCAACAACUCAUGGAUGUAAAGAAGUCCAAAUCGAAAUCAAAAUCCAAAACAUCCGUUCUACAGCUUGCCCCUCUGGAUUACACAAUAGACACAGCCAAACUAGCCAGUGAACUAGCUCAAAUCUAUUUCAAGGAACCCAAAUGCGAGAUAGUCAACAGUAGGGUACCACACACCAUCAAAAAAAGCACCUACACUGAAUACGAGGCGUCACCAGAAAGUUUAAUUUUAGACUCGGAGCAAAACAGAAAAAUCCACGCAGAAAACUUAGACUGGAAUGUCGGUCAUCCGCCAUCUUUAGCUGACUGCUGCGUUGUUUCGCUAAGUCGAAAUUUCGAGAAACUCAAACUUCUAAAUGAGGUACCCUGCGAAAAUAGAACCUACUUAUUAGAGAUAUUACCAACUGAUCUUCCUUUAGAGAUAUGCAUCCCACUGAUAGACUACGAACAUUACUGGAAGAGAAGACACAACGACGAAUUCGGCAUCAUAACCUACAUCACCAGAGACGACUGGAACUGGAAAUGCCUCUAUCUAGAGAGGUAUCUCAGAAAACUCGUAGAAUUCGCUGAGCCUCAAUACAACGAUGAAUUCGAGAUGAACGAGAUACUCACUCUCUUGGAUCCCUACGUCCAAACCCUUCGAGUAACUCAGCUCCAAUAUUGGCUACCUCCAGUUACCAUGGAGAAAGAAGACAUCCCUGAAAUAUACCCUGAGGACCACAUAGACUUCGAUCCCAUCUUCAAGAAAUGCCAAAGGAUCGACCAUUUCGAAUUAGAGUUUGGAAUGAACGACGUUGGUGAAAAUUUCGAAUGGAGGAUGUUCAAUAUAUCGAUAGCGGACUGUGAAAAACUAGGGAAAGCUGUUUUGAAUCUCAAACUUCUGAAGAUACUGAGAGUUCAUAAGUCUAAAUUGGAAGAUCUACACUGUCAAGCUUUAGUAAAGGGGUUGGUGCUGAAUACAACGAUAAUAGAGCUGGAGCUAUCGCACUGUAGAAUCGGAGAUCAAGGAGCUCUAUGUUUGGCGAAACUGAUCGAAGUACACCCUACUCUUCAAGUUCUAAACCUUUGCGACAACUUGGUGGGUGGUAUUGGAGGUGAAGGUAUUGGGUUCGCCCUUCUCCAAGAGAACUCCUGCCCGUUAGUUUCGUUAGACCUCAGACUGAACCCUCUGGGACACCAAGGCGCCUUAGGUCUCAUGAGAAGCCUAGUCAGGGGAAACAAACCAGAGAGGUUGAACCUGGCUUGUUGCCAAUUCGAAGACAUGACCUCUUACAUCUUCGGCUGCAUGUUGAAGGUCAACAGGAGUCUCACUUGGAUAGACGUCAGUAACAACUGGUUCGGUGAUUUUGGAGGCGAGAACCUGGUGAUAGGUUUGAGUACUAACGAAAGUGUAAAGUGGUUGGAUGUCAGGGAGACUUACAUAACCCCUGAGCAACUCACUGCAGUAAAGCAUUUGUUGAAGAGGAAUAACCAAGAGGAGGAGAGUGAAGAGGAAGAAGAGGAGGAGAUAGCGGUCGUUCAAGAAGUUAAGCCGAGCGUCACGUUUGUAGAUCCCGAGAAGAAGGAUGAUGAAGAAACGAAUGUAUCCGAGCAAACUAACGACUGAAAUGAAAAAAUGGAAUAUUUGACGAAGCGAGUGGAUAAUUAGCUGGAUUUUGGGAGCGGGUGAGGCGAUGACAUUGAUAAAAUUUGAUAUGUAUUUCACAUAUGUCUUCUCAUGGUAAAAAACGGUAAUUUUAUUAUUUGGUUACAAUGUUUUAUGGCAUAAAUUAUAUGAAAUGAAAACAAUACCUAUUGGGAAAAGCAGUGGAA
Molecule: messenger RNA, 1920 nt
Organism: Harmonia axyridis
Lineage: Eukaryota; Metazoa; Arthropoda; Insecta; Coleoptera; Coccinellidae
Product: dynein regulatory complex subunit 5-like
Exons: 1
Coding region: 122-1714 (530 amino acids)
Molecular function (GO): protein binding
Source: RefSeq, a predicted model, not a curated record